Scatophagus argus is the source of this 6226-nucleotide messenger RNA. Its product is annotated as neuronal tyrosine-phosphorylated phosphoinositide-3-kinase adapter 1. The record is from RefSeq and is a predicted model, not a curated record. The coding region runs from base 822 to 3956 and encodes 1044 amino acids. Gene Ontology annotation, biological process: phosphatidylinositol 3-kinase/protein kinase B signal transduction; neuron projection morphogenesis. Lineage: Eukaryota; Metazoa; Chordata; Actinopteri; Scatophagidae. The transcript has 7 exons.
AUCCAUCCGCACAUUUAAUGAGUUUGCUGCUGAAUCUUCUGCUAAAUGUGAGCAGGGAAGGGAAAUUUCAUUUCGGUCCACUGAUAACAGCAAACAGAUAACAGCCUCUCGUCGCAGCUGGACUCCAAAGCCACCUCGGAUGCUUUUUCUAAAAACAACCGCUGGUCUGCUCUCAGGAAGUACUGUAUGAAUAUUAAUAUGGAUGCAAACACACGGUGAGGAUGCCCAGCGCGUGAACCAGCACGGCGCGCUGAUAUCUGCGCAUUUUCUGUUGACGUUUUUUUUUUUUUUUCUUUCCCUCCUCUUCAUGUCUGAACUGAAAGCAUGUUUCCUUUGCGGAGGUCGUCUCGGAGGCUUUCUUAAAACAGUCGAGGAUGGCGUUUCACCUGAGUCUUUGCGGAGGAGCAUUUUGUAACGUCGCAUUGAAUUGCAUCAAGGUUUUCCAUCAGCUCUCACACCGGCCGGGCUACACCGAGCCUCGGUAGUACAGUGCGCUGUUUAUCAAAAAAACAUGGAAGACCUUUCACGUCAAGAAAAGGCGUCAUCCCGGUGAUAUACGCCUGAAUAACUGAUUUUUCUUUUCCACGUCAAUUGACACAUCUGGGAAAGCAUUUUUGCCCCUUCCCUCCAGUCUACCAAGACAGCUGUGUCAUCAACAACCGGCGUGGUGUUGUUGUUGUUGUCUGAUUUUUACGAGUCUGGGCAACUGGAUAUCGGCACAGUCUGCCUCUGCGCCAGCCAUAGGCUGCCCGGUUUCUAAGGUGAGUUGGAGGAGGCUGCCUGUGACAUACGUACCCUUCUCCCGAGUCUUCUUCUAUACCAUGAGCUCUGGCUCUGCCCAGGAUGUGGCAGUCGAGCAUUUCCUGCGUGACAUAGAGAGGCGAAGCAAGCGGCUACACUGUGCUGUGAUAGGCUGCGAGGAGGAGCGACCCCGCAGCGACAUGAACCUACUGUAUCGCAAGAGUCGUUUGGACUGGAGGCAGAGGGACCAAGAGGGAACUAAAAAGAGCUCCACCCAAAACGACCCGUCAGCCACUGUUGGCAAAGUUAGAGACUUGGCUUCUUUCCGCCGGCACUUUCGGAUGGGUUUCAUGACCAUGCCGGCCUCCCAGGACCUGUCCCCUCACUCUUGUGCCUCCGCCAUGGCGCCACGCUCGCAGUCCUGCCAUGCUGUUGGUGCCGGGGAUACGAGUCUGGAGAAUGGAGAUUAUUCUGACACCCAGUCCCAACAUGGUGGCCGCUGCCCCCCGGCAAAACCCAAACGUCACCCCAGCACUCGCCUCAGCUCCUCAUCCGCUGACAGCAGAGGACUUCCCGAGACGCCGCCUCCUCCAUCCACUCACUCACAGUCCAAACACUCAGAGAAGAAAAACACCAUGAAGAAGUCUGAUUCUGGAGAGAUUGGAGCAAAGAAGGUGCCUCCUCUAAAGCCCAAGAGAAGUCCCAGCACCCAGCUAUCAUUUGACCCUCUUCCUCCACGUGUGCCUCCUCCUGCCACAUCAUUGCCUUUCCAGGCAGCGGACUCUCAGAUUCAGACAGGAGAUGCGGAGGAUGAGCCAGUCUAUAUAGAGAUGGUGGGCCAAGUGUUCACUAGAGACAGCCAGACGGCUACCCCACACCCUGUCACCCCUGUGGCCACCACGCCUGAUUCUGACUCAGACCAGAGUGAGGCCAUUUAUGAGGAAAUGAAAUACCCACUGCAAGAGGACAGAGAGUCCCAGAGACACCUUCCUCCAAAACACGAGAAACUGAGAAACUCUAAACACUUUCAUGUCACCCCAUCUUCUGCCAGCAGCUCCUCCUCUCUGCCACGCCCCUCCUCUUCUUCUCCUUCCUAUUCCAAACCGAAAGCCACCGUGUCCAUCUCCCAUUCGUCUCCUCUGCCUUCCUCUGCAUCCUCCACCCCUGUGCCCCAAGUUCUCUCUGCCAGUCCACACACUCCACGUGCUCCUACUCCCUAUCUGCUACAAGGCAGCAAAUCUGAGCCCGACUCCAACACGAAGAUCCCAGCCCCUUUCCCCAACCUUCUACAGCACCGGCCUCCACUGCUUGCUUUCCCUCAGCCAGCAGCAGCCUCCAGCGGGGUGGGGGUGCAAAACAAGGCGUCUGCAUCUGCUAAAAUGGGAACUCAAACAUCCAGUGCGACAACUCAAGUCAGCACCUCCUCCUCAACUUCUUCUAAUGCUCUUGCGUCCCUGUCAGGCUCCAAGGAGUCAUCAGGAGGAAGCAUAGCCCAGCAGGACAAACACAGCAGAGAGGCCCAGUUAUGCCCUGCACCUGGACUGAGAGCCAGGAGCCACUCUACACCUCUGCCUCCCUCCUCCAAGUCCACCUCUCCUUUCUCUCAUCACCACCACCACCCUCACCAUCGCCCCUCGCACUACCAUCACUAUCGUAAGCCAGAGAGAGGAGACUCUCCUGUUCCAAACAAGAGCAGUUCACAGACCUCCACCGUCCAAACCCAAACCUCAAGUACAGGCAGGGAAGGCAAGUCAGUUAGCUUCCUCUUGAAGUCUGAUAAAGGAGAGAGGGACAAGGAUAGGGACAGAGACAGAGACAAGGAUAGGGACAAGGACAGGGACAGGGAGCGAGAUAGGGAGAGGGGUAGAGACAGAGAUAGGGAGAGAGACAAAGAGAAAGACAAAGACAAGGAAAGAGAUAGAGACAGGGACAGUGACAGACACAAGGAUAAGGACAGGGAAAGAGAAAGAGAUCGGGACAGGGAUGGAGGGCCACACUCCUUACAGAUGGAUCAUGGUCACUCCACAAGCAGCCAAACGUCUCAAACCAGCACCAGCUCAACACCUACACCAUUAUCCUCAUCACAGCGUCCUCAUUCUCGCCCCCAUCUUCGCUCACACACUCCUCACGGCCUGCCAGCAUAUAAGCCUCCCUCCUCGGACAGCCCCUUGCUGUGGACCUACCCCUCCGGUGGCUUCCGGAGGCCGCCGGCUUACGAGAGCCUGAGAGGAAGCUCUCAGACACCGUCUCUGCAACAGCCCUCCAGUCUCACUGGUGUAGGUGAGGGGGCAUCCAAGAGUAACGGAGGGUCUGUCUCCCUCCAGUCAAAAGUUGGCUUCAUGCCCUGGGACAGCAGUGCCAGCUUAGCUGCAGAUGAGGGAUCUUACUGGCCUAUGCAGAGGAAAUUGUCCUUCAGCCAUGGGAGCAGAGAGACAGAGAAGGAUGAAGGGCGUGCAUGGAAUGGCAGUGCUGAUGCCCUGUUAAGGAUGGAUAAGGAGGACACUGGCAUGGGGUCACGAGGAGGCCACUCAGGCAUCCCGGUCCACUUCAGUGGUGCCACUAGCAGGGCCCACAGUGAGUCCCUGGCUGGCAUGGAUAGCAGUCCGGGUUUCAGAGCCCUGCCCAGAGUUGGUCUGCCUCUUCCCUGCCAGACUUUUCCUGCCUGUCGCAAUGGAGAAGUGGGGCGGCUGGGCCGCUCCUCCUCUGCUGCUGGUGUGAGACAGGUGGGUGGAGGAGAUGUCCAGAGACAGAGCAGCCUACCAGCAAGAGAAGCCCUGAAUCAGCUGCAUGGUCUGGCCCAGUCUCAAGUGCCCUGCAGUCCCAGCAGUCCAAGUGUGUCCCGGCAGCAGCAGCAGCUUCAGCUCCACCAGCAGCAGCUACAGUUAAAGCAGCAGCUUCAACAGCUUCAGCAACAGCACCAUCUGCAGUUGCAAUUCCAGCAGCUCGCCCAGCUGGCACAGGGACAGCCUCCUGUCAGCGGGGGCACCACCCCAUCCGCAACGCAGACCCAGAGAGACGGCAAGCUGCUGGAAGUCAUCGAGCGUAAACGCUGCCUGUGCAAAGAGAUCAAGGCCCACAGGCGCCCUGACAAAAGCCUGUGCAAGCAGGACAGCAUGCCCAUCCUCCCUAGCUGGAGACGGACACCUGAGCCUCGUAAGACUGGCACGCCACCCUGCCAGAGGCCACAGGCCGUCGUGUGGGACACGGCUAUCUGAGGUGGAAAGACAGGCCGGCAAGUACAACACAGAAGACAGACUAAUUACACAGAGGAGUUGGAGAUGCUUGGACAAUUAAUAAGAGAUGGCAGUAAAAUGGGUUUAGUGGAGAGAAAUUUGCUCUUAUUGUGUGAUGAACAGAUCUGAGAGCAGCAAGGAAAGUUGCUGGAGACUUUGUACUUGUUUGGGGUGCGUGGGGACAAAAAAGCUUGAAGCAAGAGGUGAAGAAAAUAAAGUGUUACAAUCAGACAAAAUGAAUCUCUUACCCAUGUGACUUGUACUUGCUCUGUACUAUGUCCUUUUUGAUGUGUUCUAAUUGCCAAUGAUUUUUUGCCACAAAACACCAGUAUUACUGCUACAAAAUGAAGACACCAACUUAACAAUAAUAGGUUUUCUGAGAUUGGUGUUGCCAAAUUUCUUCCUGACUACUUGAGACAUAAAGGAAAUAUGUAUUUUCUCCAACACACAGUUGUCCAACAUGCAUAGAAACUACUCUGUGGGUGAGAAAAGGCAAGACUCAUUGAUAAGUUAUUGAAGUGUUUCUUGAAAUCGUGAAUGCAUAUGAGAUGUCUUGGUAUCAAUAGAUUGUCAUUGUGGAUGCAAAUUAUCAUCACUGCAGAGUGAAAGCUACCUACUGUAUCUGUUUGCAUAUUUGUAAUGUAAAUCUAUUUACUUUCUCAACGUUUCUGCAAUUUUAUAGCAAUAUGCUCCCGAUUCUGGAGCAACAUAAUUAAAACUUGUGUCAACUAGCCUAACAUACAUAUCUAAGACUUGAAUAAGUCAUAUUUACUGUGUCAUUCUCUGCAUGUCACAAUAGACAUACAGUGUUGUAAAAGAAUACGUGUAGAGAUGAUCAUGUCUGACUUUUAUAUCCAGCAGAUCUUCACUAUAACAUGUGGUCAUUUAAAAAGAUGAAUAUAUUGCUUGGGGUAUUGUUAGAAACGGUGGUGUGACAGAUAGCACAUGCUGUGCAGUCCAGCCUAAUACAGAUACAGAUCAAUGGUACAAAAACUUCAUCGCUCAUGCUUAUCCACAGUUGCACAUGUAGUGAUUGUUCCAUCACACAGAAAAACAAGCACUGACACCCAUCAACACAGACUGUACAAUAUGGUGCAACUGAUAAGACUGUGAGUAUUGAUCACCUCAAACAGAAUGCUGGAACAAUCUGCACAAAACAUGGUAUUCGCUUAGGAGAAAUUUAACCCUAAUGUACUGUAAAUAGAUAUGUACAACUGUAUUGAAAAAUGUAGCAAUUAUUUCCAUUUUCAUACUUGUAAUCAAUACAUAUUAUGUAGCAUAUACUGUAUAAACAUAACUUUGUUCACUUGUUUUUUCUAAAAGAAUUAAGUACUUUAUCUGCUGCAGCCAGUCCAUGCAUUACUUAUAGUUCUACUAAUAAAAUAGUAAGCCCUCUGGAGAAAGGCACAGCCCAACAGUUGUUUAUUUAAAUUUAUGCAAAACUCCCUUUAAGCUGUGUUAUUGUUUUAUUUAUGCCUUUUUUUCUACAUUCAUUUUUAUUUGUGUACAGAUUUCAACAGCUCGCUGUCUUGACAUUUUGAAUACUUUGCUGCUAUCUUGAACUACUGGUGUUGUUCAUUCAACUACAUGGUGUUACCAUGAGAAACAUUAUCAAUAUAGUGGUUAUUGUUGCAUAUUUGUUUUAUUUCUGAAAGACACGUGAAAUGAAGUUUGUACCUUGAAGAGUGAGCCCUUCUGUAAUAGUAUUAAGGCACUUGAAUGUCUCUUGGUUGUUGUUGUUUUAUGAUAGUUAGCACCAAGCUGUACAGUACAGUACACCCAGUGAAAAGAAGACCUAUACCUAAAUGUUGGAGAGCCACUGCUUGGCCUUUUGUUUUAGUUCCACCCGCUCGUGUUUGAUGGUCGAGGUUUUUUCCGAGCUUACUGAGUCCAUUUUCAAACAAACACAGAUCAGGGUGAAGGAAAUGGGCAAGUGCAAUGCAUGCAGAGAUUCCUUACACUGAAAAUGUUCUAACGAUACUGACUAUUGUGCCCAAUUGAAUUUCAGAGACCAAGUAAUCUACUUACUAAGAUUCCUUUUCACAGACUGAUAUGGAACCCUAGAUAUCAUUUCCAAAAUAGUUUACAGAAGCUGUUGGUUUUGUGUGUCUUCUAAAACAGUGGCCAUUAUAUGAGUGCCAUACUAUAUUGAUAUGGUAAGAUACGGUGUACCUUGGAAAUCACUGUAGUGCUAUAUUUGCAUUGAUAUUGUCAUUAAAAAUAAAUUUUAUAUAAUGAACUUUACACAAGAA